Messenger RNA from Ailuropoda melanoleuca (giant panda), 5058 nucleotides. It is a transcript of the gene ADAM19, whose product is annotated as ADAM metallopeptidase domain 19. The record is from RefSeq and is a predicted model, not a curated record. The transcript is spliced from 23 exons. Bases 138 to 2864 code for a protein of 908 amino acids. Gene Ontology annotation, biological process: membrane protein ectodomain proteolysis. Lineage: Eukaryota; Metazoa; Chordata; Mammalia; Carnivora; Ursidae. Gene Ontology annotation, molecular function: metalloendopeptidase activity.
AGCGUCGCUGCCGAUGGCUGGGAGCCGGGCUGGGAGGCGCUGGGCGAGCAGUGGGUUCCAGACGCGCCGCCGCCUGGUUGGGGGCUGGCAUGGCCGCGUGCUUGUGAACGCGGAGCGCGCGAGGGGCAGCUGCCACCAUGCCCGGGGGCGUGGGCGCCGUCCGGCUCUGCCUGCUGGCGCUCGCCCUGCCGGGGUGGACCAGAAGAGGAAAUGUGGAAGGCAGCCCCCAGCUACAACAUGAACGAAUAAUACCUCAGUGGAAGACUGAAAGCCCCACGAAAGAAAAGCAUCCACUCAAAGCUGAGCUCAGGGUAACGGCUGAGGGGCGAGAAUUCAUCUUGGACCUGGAGAAGAAUGAACACCUUUUUGCUCCAGCCUACACGGAAACCCAUUAUACUCCAAGUGGCAACCCUCAAACCACCACUCUGAAAUCUGAGAACCACUGCUUUUACCACGGGACGGUGAGGAAGGCAGAAGAGUCCAGCGUGACACUCAGCACCUGCCGGGGAGUGAGAGGACUGAUCAUGGUGAGCAGUAACCUCAGCUAUAUCAUCGAGCCCCUCCCUGACAGCGAGGGCCACCACCUUAUUUACAGAUCUGAACAUCUCAAGCUGCCCCUGGGGAACUGUGGGGUCGAGUACUCCAAGUCCACCACCAGGGACUGGGUCCUUCAUUAUACCAACCAGACCAGGAAACGACCUCGCAGGAUGAAAAGGGAAGAUUUACACUCCAUGAAGUAUGUGGAGCUUUACCUCGUGGCUGAUUAUGCAGAGUUUCAGAAGAAUCGGCGGGACCAGGAUGCCACCAAACGCAAGCUCAUGGAGAUCGCCAAUUACGUUGAUAAGUUCUACCGGUCCUUGAACAUCCGGAUUGCCCUCGUGGGCUUGGAAGUCUGGACGCAUGGGAAUAUGUGUGAAGUCUCGGAGAACCCCUACUCUACUCUCUGGUCAUUUCUCAGCUGGAGGCGCAAGCUGCUUGCCCAGAAGAACCAUGACAACGCACAGUUAAUCACGGGCAUGUCUUUCCACGGCACCACCAUCGGGCUGGCCCCCCUCAUGGCCAUGUGCUCCGUGUACCAGUCUGGAGGAGUCAACAUGGACCACUCUGAGAAUGCCAUUGGCGUGGCUGCCACCGUGGCCCACGAGAUGGGCCACAACUUCGGAAUGAGCCAUGAUUCUGCGGAUUGCUGCUCGGCCAGCGCAGCUGAUGGCGGGUGCAUCAUGGCGGCUGCCACUGGGCAUCCCUUUCCAAGAGUCUUCAAUGGAUGCAACAGGAAGGAGCUGGACAGGUAUCUGCAGUCAGGCGGCGGGAUGUGUCUCUUCAAUAUGCCAGACACCAGGAUGCUGUAUGGAGGCCGGAGGUGUGGGAAUGGGUACCUGGAAGAUGGGGAAGAAUGUGACUGUGGGGAGGAAGAGGAAUGUAAUAACCCAUGCUGCAGUGCCUCGAAUUGCACCCUGAGGGAAGGGGCCGAGUGUGCCCAUGGCACCUGCUGUCACCAGUGUAAGCUGCGGGCCCCAGGGACCCCGUGCCGUGAGCAGGCACGGCAGUGCGACCUCCCAGAAUUCUGCACGGGCAAGUCUCCCCAUUGCCCCACCAACUUCUACCAGAUGGAUGGCACCCCCUGUGAGGGUGGCCAGGCCUAUUGCUACAAUGGCAUGUGCCUCACCUACCAGGAGCAGUGCCAGCAACUGUGGGGGCCUGGAGCCCGGCCUGCUCCUGAUCUCUGCUUCGAGAAGGUGAAUGUGGCAGGGGACACCUUUGGAAACUGUGGGAAGGACAUGAACGGGGAACACAAGAAGUGCAACAUGAGAGAUGCCAAGUGUGGGAAGAUCCAGUGUCAGAGUUCUGAGGCCCGGCCGCUGGAGUCCAACGCAGUGCCCAUCGACACCACCAUCAUCUUGAACGGGAGGCAGAUCCAGUGCCGGGGCACGCAUGUCUACCGUGGUCCCGAGGAGGAGGGGGACAUGCUGGACCCAGGCCUGGUGAUGACCGGGACCAAGUGUGGCUACAACCACAUCUGCUUCGAGGGGCAGUGCAGGAACACCUCCUUCUUUGAGACAGAAGGCUGCGGGAAGAAGUGCAACGGCCACGGGGUCUGCAACAACAACCAGAACUGCCACUGCUUCCGGGGCUGGGCCCCGCCCUUCUGCAACACGCCCGGCCAGGGGGGCAGCCUCGACAGUGGGCCCAUGCCCCCUGACAGUGUUGGUCCUGUGAUAGCCGGAGUGUUCACAGCCAUGUUUGUGCUGGCGGUCCUUUUGCUGGUCUACUACUGCUGUAAACAGAAGUACAAACUGGGCCAACUCAAGCCCUUAGCCCUCCCUUCCAAAUUGAGGCAACAGUUCAGCUGUCCCUUCAGGGUGUCUCAGAACAGUGGAACUGGCCAUGCCAACCCAACGUUUAAGUUGCAGACGCCCCAGGGCAAGAGAAAGAUGACCAACACCCCUGAAACCCCACGGAAGCCCUCCCAUCCUCCUCCUCGGCCCCCUCCAGACUAUCUGCACUGUGGUUCCCUACCUGCGCCAUUGCCCGUGCACCUCAGCAGGACUGCUAGGAACUCCCCAGGGCCCGGGUCUGAAGUAGAGAGGAAGGAGUCAUCCAGGAGGCCUCCUCCAAGCCGGCCAGUUCCCCCGGCCCCAAGCUGCAUCCUCUCCCAGGAUUUCUCCAGGCCACGGCCCCCGCAGAAGGCGCUCCCGGCUAACCCGGUGCCAGGCCGCAAGAGCCUCCCCAGGCCCGGUGGCACGUCCCUCCUGCAGCCCACUGCCGCUACCCCUCUUCAGCCCCGGCCUCUGGCAGCACCUGUUCCAAAGUUUCCUGAAUACAGAUCACAGAGGGCCGGGGGGGUGAUUGGCUCGAAGACCUAGACCUCUCUACAGGGGCUUCUGCCUUUCCUUGAGGACUCUGAACUCCCGAGAGGAUCCGUGGCCAUGAAAUCUGGAACAAGCAUGUCUGGCCACCUCCAAGUCCUUCCCCGCCUCGUUCCCUCCUCCCAGAACCACCGCAUAUCUGAAAAUCUCUUUUUUGACUCGGUGCCUCCUUGGCUUCCUGGGAGGCCCAGACAGACUACUAUCUAACGGCAUCAAAAUGUUGUUUUGUGCAAUACACUGCCCCGGGGAAGGGGGGAGAGAGCACGGAAGAGGAUGAAUGGUGGCUUCUUCUCCAACCUCCUUUCGGCUGGCCUGUCUCCUCAGAGGUGCCAGUGGCGAUGGUCUGGGCUGUCUGAGCUGGUAAGCCCAGCUGGGAGAGGGCCUCUUCAGUCCAUCAGCCCAGGACUUAGCUUGGAGAAGCCAUCCAUCCAUGUCCUAUGGUGGAGGGCAUGCAUCAGAGCUUUCCAUUGCUUCUGUCUUCCUUGAAGGCCCCAAGCUAGACAGAGGCCGGACGUUUACUCAUCCCUUCUAGCUCUGAGAUUGAGAGGGGUCAAACCAGCCUCCACUGUGGCCCCGCCCAGGGCUUGGUUGACGUCACCACUCCUGGGUCUGUGACCACAUGGGACCAAGAGAAGUCUCUUCCCCUCCCCAAACCCCCACCACCCCUUGUUCACACGGGUCCCCCUGACUCUGACAGGUACUAUUUGUGGGCAGUGUAGACAGCAGAGGGAGCACCAGGCUUGGGCCUCCUCUGAGCCAAUGCCAAAGGAUGCGGCUCUCAACUCGGAAUCAUUCUUGGUUGCCUUUUGUUUUCUUCUCUUUCCAAGUGCUCAGCACUUUUGAUUUCUCCCUCAGAAAUUUCUUCUUCCCCGCUCAGACCUACCUAAUGUGUGGUGCUGUGGUGAGUGGGUUUUCAGCAGUUCCAGCCUCUUGGAGACCUGGUGCUUGUGACCUACACAUGAGAAUCCUGCUUUAAGUGUCAGCCACUGGAUUUCCUCUGUGGUUCUCAAGAGUGUCAUAAAAGCGUCGAAGCUUUAUUUGCCAUUGUGUUUGUGACCUCGGCAGGGUGAAGGUCUUACCCCCUACUCCCUGAUGGAAAUCUAAGGUAGGUCCUCAGGGAUGGCAGCAAAGGGGCCAGAACCCUAGCCUGUCCCUAGGUCUGGUCACUGAUUUGAGGCACGAUCAUUGCCCUCUGAGCAGAGAGCUGACCUGUCUCUAGAGAUCCAUAGAGAAGCAGUAGUCAACGGUCUUGACGGAACAGAGUCUGAGCUGGGCACACCAGGCUUUUUAUCAUCCACUUCCUUGUGUUCUUUCUUCUGGUCACUGCCCUUAUCUGACCUUUACAGAAAGAACUUGGAGCAGCUGGGGAAAUGCCACUCCAAUGGGUACUACCUCCCCACCCCCCACCCCGGAGCAGGGAAGGAAGGCUAUGUGGUGCUCUGCUAAAGUGGACGACUUGUCACUGGACAUGUCCUCUGGUGAUGGUCUCCCGCCCCCAGAAGGGUGCUGUGCUGUCCCCACCUCCUGCAGUGAGCUAUUGUUCACUCUUGAAAACCUCAACGCAAGGAAGAAGCUUGAGCUUUCACUCCCAACCACCAACCCAGGGCCCCCUUACAAUUCUCUGAAUAUGACAGGUGCUCAAUAGAUGUUCUCGGGUUUUAGACAAGUGGGAGAUUUGGCAAAUGCCCCUGGGGACACACAUGGGGUGGAUUUAGAAAGAUCUCAGGAAAAUGAGGCUCUUUUCCCUCAGGUAGUCUGAUAUUCAUGCCUCUGUCUCCCAGACAUGGGCCCUGGUUGGUCCCCAUAGCCAGGUUCCACCUUCCUUGCUGCCUGAUUAGGUCAGGGGACAGCUUUCCAUGUAAUUCCAAACACCCCAGCCCUCAAGGUGGGGUCCCAGAAAAGUAAAGGUGAAAAUACCCUGGCAAAAAAAAAAAAAAAAAAAAAAAAAUCACUCGUACCCACCCGCAUGCCUCACAGACGUUCCUGUGGUACGUGCAGCUUGUCUCCCAUACAGGAGGAGGUCGAAAGCUCCAAAGUGAAAAUGCCACAGCCAUUGUGGUUGCGUGAGCCUUUUGAACCUGAAAUCCACCCUCCAGAAAGAGCCCUGGGUUGUAUUUUCUUGUGUUUCUGUUUUUGUCUUCUGUUAUGUUAUUCCCACCUCCAUCCCAUAAAAUUGUACUGUGAACUGGAA